Maylandia zebra (zebra mbuna) is the source of this 7776-nucleotide messenger RNA. It is a transcript of the gene obsl1a, whose product is annotated as obscurin like cytoskeletal adaptor 1a. Lineage: Eukaryota; Metazoa; Chordata; Actinopteri; Cichliformes; Cichlidae. Gene Ontology annotation, molecular function: protein binding. The record is from RefSeq and is a predicted model, not a curated record.
UCAAUGGGGAGCCUAACUUUAUCUGGCCCAGUGUCAUUGAAGCUGCUGGUAUUUUUAGGGGGUGGCUUGCAGCGGCAGCAGCUGCAAAAGCAUUUACUGCCCCCCACCACCAAUUCCAGCUCACUCUCUCUCACACCACACUCUUUAGCUAUUGGACAAUGACAGUAUCAGAGCUGACGCAUAAACCAGGCACUCAGCUGAAAGGCUGUGGUCAUUUUACUCCUUGCCACCUGCAACCCAACACCAGACUGAGGGGACACAACUAAGAUAUUACUAUGACUCUGGACCACCAAAUGUGAAUGGAAGCUACCAUUUUUCUCAGCUGCGUUGGUGUUGAGUGACUAGCAGGUGCUCCAAACAAGACAAACCAGGAAAACAAGGAACAUGAGCAGAAGACUCUAAACGUGCUUCUUGAAUGCUAACCUAACCAAUGAUCAUCCAAGUAAACUGAUGCCAGCUUGUAUUUUUAAGAAUAACAUUUUAAGGCAUCACAAGAGAGACAAAUGCUAUAAAGACAGCAUUUCUUAAAGCGCUAUUUACAAAACAGAAGAAGAUCAUUUUGAGAAGAAACUUCUUCAUUCGACCCAAACAAAAGGUGACAUCACCAUGGAUAUUUUUGGUGGCGCACCUCGUGUUUUAGGCUAUCCACGUCCUGUAGUGGCCCAGUGUGGAACAGAUGCAACACUGAAGUGCCAAAUCGGUGGAGACCCACGCCCAGAUGUGAUCUGGGAACGCAAAAAUGUCCAGAUCCUGUCUGAAGGACGCUACAACAUCUCGGAUGAGGGAAAGGUUUACUUGCUGACUAUUACCAGAGUGACCCAGCAGGAUGCUGGCCAGUACAUCUGCAAGGCUAGAAAUAGCAUAGGAGAAACCUAUGCAGCAGCCUCACUUAAAGUUGAAGGAGAGGCCCAGCAACAAGAUGAGGACGCAAGACAGUUAGUGGUCAAUGGUGGGGCACAGCCUAUGCAAGAAAACGGAGAAUUUGUGGGACACCUAAAUGGCUACAAUGCAGUGCAAAAUGGUGAACACUGCAAGGCAAAUGGAGGGGAACUGAAUGGAGAAUGGAACAGCAGGCUAAGCAAAAACCAAGCAGAGGUUGAUCUGACAUCUGAUGACAGACCGCGAUUCCUCAUCAAGCCCCUGUCUCUGCGUGUGGAUCGAGGCGAAGACGCUGCCUUCUCCUGUAAAAUCUGGGGGACUCCUCUGCCAGAGGUGAUUUGGGAAAAGGAUGGGAAGAAACUCAAUGACAUCUUUGAGAGUUCUCACUUCAGCAUGAGAAAUGAAGAUGGUGGCUGGUUCCAACUCAAGAUAUAUCGGACACGUAUGCCAGAUAAAGGCGUCUACACCUGCAAGGCCGUCAACUGCCAUGGUGAGGCCCUGGCUGGGGCCGUCCUUCUUGUCGAACCUGUACCAGAGCGAGGUGACAGCAAAACAUCCUCGACUGGUCACACUAACAGCCAGUGGUCACCAAAGCACAGGGGUGGGAGGCCCAGUUUGUCAAGGAUCACAGCAGAGCCACCUGUCGAUGCAUCAAAAGUGAAGAAAUUUGCAGUAGCGGAGGGGAAACACGCCAAGUUUCGCUGCUUUGUAACAGGGAAGCCGAAACCUGAGAUCAUCUGGAAGAAAGAUGGAGUUCCCCUAGAGCCUGACAGACGUCAUCUGAUAUUUGAGGACAGAGAGGGCUACUACACCCUGAAGGUGCUGUACUGUAAAGUGCAGGACACAGGGUUGUAUGUGUGUGCAGCAUCAAACGCGCUGGGAAACACCCUAAGUGCAGUUCACCUGUCCGUCAAAGGCCCUGCCGUGCGGUUCAGGCGCCCGUUAAAAGACGUGGAGGUGAAAGAGCGGGACGUUGCCGUGCUUGAGUGUGAGGUACCUGAUGAGUCACUCCCAGCUGCCUGGUACCUGGAAGACCAGAGGCUGAUGCCCAGCAGUAAAUAUGGGAUGGAGCAGAAAGGAACCAAACGAAGACUCACUAUUCACGAUGUGGGAACAGACGAUGAUGGAGUCUACCUCUGUGAGAUGCCUGAUGGAGCAAAGAGCAUUGCUGAGCUCUCAGUUAAAGGUACUAUUGUUCGUAAGCUUCCACGAAAACUGGAGGUCCUGGAGGGUGAGAAUGCAGCCUUCUGCGUGGAGGUGGAGAACGAAGACAUGGAGGUCCACUGGUUCAAAGACGGGUUGAAGCUACAUGAAACACACCAAACAAUCCUCAAGUCUUUUGGCAAAACUCACAUUCUGGUCUUUGUCAACGUGGCCUAUCACGACUCGGGAGUUGUGACAUUUGUCGCAGGACGAUCCAAGACUUCAUCACGCCUCAAAGUCAAAGCCACACGACACUGCCCACCUAUCUGUCCGGUGGGAGUCAAAAUGGAUGUAGACAGACCCAACAGUGCGCUACUUAACUGGGAUCCCGCCCCCAGUAGUCAGACCUCCACCCGCUCUGUGUUUGUGCUGGAGAUGCAAGAAGUGGGUUCUCAGGAGUGGCAGAAGUGUUUCACCUCAGAGACCGCCACCUCAGCUGAGGUCACCGGUGACAUUGUACGAUGCGAGGGCAACUACCGUUUCAGAGUUUGCUGCAUUAACAAAUAUGGACGAAGUGGCCAUGUGGAGUUUCCCAAAGUUGUCCAUCUGGUUCCUGGGCCCAAGAUCCUCAGCCGCCUCCAAAGCUGUGAGGUUGUAGAAGGACAAGAUGCUCACUUAUCCAUUGAAUUGUCUGCCCCAAUGGUUGGAACCUGGUUUCUCAAUAGUGCUCAACUGCAGCACGGCGGACGAUAUUCAAUACAACACAAUCAAACAAAGCACUCAGUGGUGAUCCAUGAAAGUCGCAUGACAGAGGAUGAAGCAGAGGUCACCUUCAUAGCUAACGGAGUCAGGGAUUCCGCUGUGCUCAACGUUAAACCUGCCGUGAUGAAAUUCAGUCCUCUGUCAGAGUUAGACAGCAAGAAAAAGGUGGACAUAGGGGAUGCCAUUGUACUCUACUGUGAAGUCUCCCAUCCGUUUGCAAAAGUAUCCUGGUUCAAAGAUGGCAAGGAGCUUCAGGUCUCAGAUGGUCUAAACAUCCAGGCGGAUGGGAAUAUGAGGAGGAUCGUGAUCCAGUCAGCUGAGGAAUCUCACUCUGGAGUUUACACAUGUGAAACUUCAGGGGAUGUCAUCACAUUCAAUGUGGAUGUUGCAGGUCCUCCGGUGGAUUUCAGUCCGGUCGCUGAGGAUGAACUUCAUAAGAGCAGCAUGGAGUUGGACCCUGUGGUGCUGGUCUGCCAUGUCUCCAGAGAUGAUGCUGAAGUUGUGUGGUAUAAAGACGGCUGUGAGAUCAAGCCCAGUGACAACAUAACUCUGCAGGCAGAAGGAACCAUGAGGAGGUUAAUUAUCCGCUCUGCAGAAACCUCAGAUGCUGGAAGUUAUACUUGCCAGGCAGGAAACAGCAGCAUGGAGUUCACAGUCAAUGUCCGAGAGCCUCCAGUGAUGAUAGUGGAACCUAAAGACGAUGUGGUGAUUGAGAGCUACAUCUCAGAGGAGAUCCACCUGCAGUGCGAGCUGUCUCGCUCCAGGGGGAAGGUGCGAUGGUUCAAGGAUGGCCUGCAGGUGGCAGAGAGUGAAAACAUCCAGCUGAUAUCAGAAGGCCCUUACAGGAGGCUGACAAUUCUCUGCAGCUCAGAGGAGGAUGCUGGAGAAUAUGUCUGUGAAACAGAUGGAGACUCCAUCUUCUUCCAACUUGGUGUUAAAGAUCCACCAGUAAGAAUCAUUUAUCCCAGUGAAUCAGAGCUGGAACUGACUCACUUGGCAUCAGAGAGGCUGGAGCUCAGCUGUGAGAUCUCAAAGGCGGAUGCUCCUGUGCGCUGGUUCAAAGACAGUCUAGAAGUAGAGGCAGGGCACAACUUGAUCCUGGAGGUGGACGGGGCCCAACGGAGGCUCAUUAUACCCAUAACCACUGUGCACGACACGGGGGAGUAUGUAUGUGACACAGAAGAUAACUCUUUGGCUUUCCUAGUAACUAUUACAGAGCCACCAGUAACGCUAACUUGCCCCAAAGACAUAGCUGAAAAACUGGAGAGUCUUGCUGGCAAACCAGUGAUUCUAGAAAUUGAGGUGUCCCGACCAAAUGCAGAAGUCAAGUGGCUGAUAAAUGGUGAAGAAAUUCAGCAAAGCAGCAAUGUCACCAUCACAGAAGAUGGGCUCAUUCGUCGUUUGACAAUUCACUCUCCCACUCCUGAGGAUUCUGGCAAAUACACUUGUGACGCUAUGGAUGAUAAAAUUGAUUUCCAGGUUAAAGUUUCAGAGCCACCAGUAAAGAUUUUAAGAAAGUCAGAGAUCAAGAACAACCUAAAGUUCUUGAUUUCUGAUGACAUUGUGCUGGAGUGUGAGCUCUCCAGAGCCAAUGCUGUUGCCAAAUGGUACAAGGAUGGCUGUCGUGUUCAGGGUGAUGAAAGGUUCUGUGAAGAGGAAGAAGGUCCUUUCCACUCGCUCGUCAUCCUCAAUGCUGAACUCGAAGAUUCAGGAGAAUAUUUUUUGGAUGUCGGAGAUGACAGUAUCAGCUUCCAAGUUACAGUAGAAGAGCCUCCAGUGACCAUUGUUGGAAACUCAAAUGACCUUGAAUACCAGGAGAUGAUGGCAGGCGAUGACCUGAUCCUGGCCUGUGAGGUAUCUCGUGCUAAUGCCCCUGUCCAGUGGUAUUGUAAUGACAGGCUUCUCACCAGUGAUGACCGGACCUAUAUUGAAAGCUAUGGGACAUUGAGGAAAAUCAUCAUUUCCUGUGUUCAGCCUUCCGAUUCUGGAAAGUAUGUGUGUGACGCUGUGGAUGACAAGAUGGUCAGCGUUAUACGCAUUCAAGAGACUCCAGUUACAUUUGUGAACAAGGAGGAUGACAUUGUUGUGACGGGUUACGAAGCAGAGAGCGUGACCUUGACAAGCUAUGUUUCCAAGGAAAGCGCUCUAGUGCGCUGGAUGAAAGACUGGUCGCCCGUUGAAGGUGAUCGUUACCGAGCACUCAUGGAGGGCCAUAAACGCACUUUUACUAUCGAGCCUUUGAGACGCUCUGAUGCCGGCGAGUACACAUGUGACAUCAACACAGACCAGAUGCACUUCAGCCUGCUGGUGAAAGAAAUGAGAAUUAAGUUCACAAAGCCGCUUAGAGACACUGUGGCCCACGCUGAUGGUAUGGUGACCCUUCGGUGUGAGGUGUGCAAGCCAAAAGCGGACGUCCAGUGGUUAAGGAAUGGAGUAGAGGUGGUCCCAAACAGGAGAUUCUCCAUUAGGGCAGAUGGAGUCGAAAGAAGCUUGACCAUUCAUCGUCUAUCUCGAGAGGAUGCUGGCGAGUAUACCUGUGAGUCCAGAGAUGACCGGACUGUUGCAAAACUGAGGGUAGAAAUGCCCCGAGUCAUUGAGUUCCUCACUGAACUCCACAACACUACAGUGCUGGAAGGAGAAGAUGCAACCUUUAAGUGUGUGGUUUCCCCAGAGGAUGUCCAGCUGGUCUGGCUCAUGGACAAUGAGCCUAUCACUCUGGGUGAUCGUUUCCAGGCAACCCACAAUGGCCUGUGCCACACCUUGGUGAUUAAAAAGUGCCAGAUGCUGGACUGCUCAAAAAUUACAGCAGAAGCUGAAGGACAAAUGAGCAAAGCCAGCCUCAAAGUUCAGGAGGCUCAGGUCAUGUUUACUAAGAAAAUGGAAGCUGUUAUGGCAGAGGAGUUUGGUGAUGCCACCUUGGAGGCAGAGAUUAGCCUGGAGGCCGGUGAGGUCCAGUGGAUGAGGCAGGGGGUGGUUAUCCAGUCUGGUCCCCGACACACGCUGGCCCAGAACGGCUGCAAACGCAGUCUCACCAUCCACAACCUGACUCUGUCGGACAGGGGGACUUACCGGUGCGAGACUCUGCAUGACCGGACGCAGGUCAAACUCAAUGUAGAACCCCGUAAAAUCGCCAUCCGCAAAGGUCUGACUGACCAAGAAACCUUUGAACGAGAGACUGCCUCCUUUGUGGUGGAGCUGUCACACACAGAUGUGGAGGGCAGCUGGCAAAAGGACGGCAUUCGGGUCAAGCCAAACAAUCAGUGUAGGGUGAGCACCAAUGGACGAGUUCACGGCCUCACCUUGUCCAACCUUACUCUGGAGGACACAGGCACCAUCGCCUUCUCAGCUGAAGGAGUGCGCACCACAGCGAGGCUCACAGUCAAAGAAACACCAGUGUCCAUCUUGAAACCACUGGCUGAUGCCCGUGUGGAGGAGGAAUUUCCUGUCACCCUGGAGUGUGAAUUCUCCCGACAAAAUGUUGAAGUCAAAUGGUUUAAGGACGGUUCGGAGCUAAAGCCGGGGAAAAACUGUCGGAUCUACUCAAUGGGUCGUAAGAGGUUCUGUCAAAUCCUGCAGUGCUCCCGGGCAGAUUCUGGCACCUACACAUGCGACACAGGGGAAAUCAAAACGUCCUGUUCGCUGGAGGUUUAUGAGCAUGAGCUGGAGAUAGUGCAGGAUUUGGAGGAUCUUUACAUCCAGGAGGACCAGAAUGCUGUCUUCAUGUGUGAUGUUUCUCUGGAGGACGUGACAGGGGAGUGGUACAAAGACGGCCACAGGAUCCGACCAACCAGCUCCAUCAAGAUCCGCACUGAAGGGACCAAACACUUCCUGCUGAUGUGUAACAUUAAAGCUGAAGAUGCUGGAGAAAUCCGCUUUGUAGCCAGGGAUGUUGAAUCUACUGCCUACCUUGAGGUAGAGGAACUUCCAGUUUCUAUUGUAAAGCCCUUGCGAGACAGAACAGCUCUGGAGAAACAUCGUGUGAUCCUUGAAUGCACCGUCUCCUCGCCUCACUGCAGCACUACCUGGUACAAGGCAGGGGAGGAACUGGUUUCCUCAGACCGACUGGAAAUCCUGGCUGAUGGCUGCUCCCACAAACUGGUGAUUCAGCAGGUGUCUGUGGAGGAUGAGGGCACCUACAGCAUUGAGGUCGGAGAGCACACCUCCAAAGCCAAACUGAUGGUGGAAGCCCAGGCUCUUGUGAUGGUGAAAGAGCUAGAGGACGUGGAAGUGAUGGAGGGAGAGCCAGCGACUUUCCAGUGUGAGUUAUCAGUCGCCAUAAAUAAGCCUCCGGUUUGGACUUUGAAUGGAGAGAACCUUAAACCGGGGCCCUCUGUCCGCCUGGAAAACCACGGGACAGUCCACAAACUCAUCCUGAAGAGCACCAGCGUGGACAUGAGCGGCACGGUGAAGUUUACUAUGGGAAAGGCGAAGAGCAGCGCCACGCUCAACGUAACAGGAUGAUUGAAAUGUAGUAUGAUUGUGGAACCAAAGUAACACCUGAGAAAAUGAAGUGGGAAAAAAACCCAAAAAACCCCCUGUGGAAAUUGCCACUAAAACUCUUAAAUUAGACUAUACUUUUUUUUUUUACAUUGUAGAUCAUAUUUAUUUGCUGUUUACAUCACAGUAACUUUUAUUUCAAUAAAAAACUCCCAAAUAAAACCCAUUUAAAAAUUGCUCCAUGGAAACAUCUGUUGGAUUUUAAAGCCUUCUCAUAACUUCAGAGAAGCUAAAUGUGUGGAGAUUAUUUUGGGUGGAAAAUACUUGUGUAUUUGAAAAAUCCUUGGAAGCACCAGAAUGAAAAUGCUUUUAAGGAAAAAAAAUGUUUUACUUGAUCCGAGCAGUUCUAGAUGGCAACCGCUGGCUAUGUGGAUGUUUGUUUGUUUUUGUUUUUUUAAAUAAAUCUUGAGCCAUCUCUUUGUUUAUCAAGGUCAAUUGCAGCCCUGCACAGCCUUUUCUGAGUUUUCCUUCCUUUUUUUUUUUCUUUUAAAAAAA